AUGUCUCGAUCGCCUUCUCAAGGAUCAAAUAAGCCACCACGGAGUGGUAAGUUUUCAGAGAUUUAUAAUUAGAUCAUUUCUCUCUAGGCGUACAUUUACGUAAACUUUAUCAGUCUAUAUAUAUACAUCGCAGUUCUAGAUUAAGUAGUGAUUUGCAAUUGCUCUGGCAUUUGGCAGUCGUUAAAGUUGGUGUAUGGCUGUAAAUGUACUGGUAGCUCACUUCGGUUUGCAAACUAGUAGACGCAAAGUAAUAUUGAAUCUAAUACCUGUAGGAAAGGUACAUUAUUGGAGUCAGCUUACUUCGGUUUGCAAACCAAUAGACAAGAAAUAAUCUUAAAUCUAAUACCUGUUGGAGGACAUAUUAUUGGAGUCAGUUGACAGGUCACUCGAGUUUUAUCACACUUGCAAGCUAAGAAUAGCCAUGGAACUAUUGAGAUAAUCAAGAGAAAUCUGGAAUUAGAUUGUUUUUUUCUUAGGUUUAAUCUCUUUGUCUGGUUGUAAAAGAAACUCACACCCACCUUACAUCCAUUCAGACUGAAAUCGAAAGCCAAUCAUCAAUUGGUGACCAGUAUUUUCCUUUGAAGCAAUUCAAUGUGAUUUUUCAACCUGGAUUCUUGCUUUAAACACCACAAUGUUUAAAAAGGUGUCAGUGAUAACUAAGAUUUUAGUUUGAAGACUCUUAUAAUCAAAAAAGAGACCUAGCUGAUGUUAGCUUAAUCACUGUUAUGUACAUUUAGGGGGACAAUCAGCCUCUCGACAAUCUGAUAAAGUGGCAUUGCAAUCUGCAAAAUCAAGUUCUGGUAAACACUCGGCUUUAUCAGGUAAGUACUAUAUCUGAAAUGUUUGUGAGAAAAAAAAGUUAAAAACUAGCAUAAGACAAACAAAUACAAUUCCAUCUUGUUCUUGAGGGACUCAGGACAGAAAUCUGGUAUAUCUGAGGCUUUGUCAUCAGGAUGGGACAAACAACAAGAAAAUACCUUCCAUGGCGAUUUCAUCUUGUUCUUGCUUGGCUUCUGGAACUGUUACAGAAUUUUGUAAUCAUCAUGAUUAGGUUGACAGAAGUAAUUUUAUUCAUUUUCUUUAACCCUUUAACUCCCAUGAGUGAUCAAGACAGAAUUUUUCCUUACAAUAUCAAUACAAAAUCAACCAGAUAAGUCAUGAGAAUGAAGAAAAAUAUCAAUUUGAGGAUAAUUAGUUGAUCCAAUACUAAAUUCUUUGAACUAACAUUAUAAGAAUUGUAUGGUUGACAGUAAGGAGAAUUACAAAUUUGAUCUGGGAGUUAAAGGGUUAAAAUACAAGAUGUGUAAAUCUUGGUUACACACUCUCUCACUCACUGGAGUUACCAGAUUGUAAUUUCUCCUAACACUAUAUUAAUGAAGAAAGUAAACGACCAAUAAAUGGGUAGUAUUUUAUUUCCAUUACAAUACAUUUUCAUGGCUUAAAUUGUAAAGAAUUUUUAAUGGAAAUGUGAGGAGAAGAUAAUUUAUUCUUAGGUGAUUGGGGUGAAAGUUGCAUUUAUUGUAACUACAUUAUUGAAUGAAGAAUAACCAAUCAAGUAUAUAUAUAUAUUUUUUUUUUCUUUAGUGGUUGAGUCUGUGGUAAAUCCAAAUCAUAAUCCAUUCACCAUUCCACACGAUAAUGAUGUAUUUAUGCUACGAGACAAAGAGAGACAGAAAAAGAAACAGGUAAUGUCAUGCAACUACAGUUGAACCUGUAUCUGCAGCACUGUAUUAAGUACUCACCUUGUUGUAAGUAGUCAGUUAUCUAAGUUCCAAAUGUUUCCCCUUAAUCAAUGUAAUUUUCAUCUCUCUGAAGCUGCCACCACAAUUAAGCAUUUGUGGUCACCUUUGAAUGAGUUCCAACAGCCUGUUUGUAUUGACUCUUCUACCUGUAUGGAAGGGUCACUUUGAACAGAAUCACUCCAGCCAAUAAAACUAUGAAUAACAUUUCAGAUAAAAUUGAAUCCAUGUUUCUCUCCUGAAAUCAGUGUUAGCAGAGUUUUUGAGCAUGUUUUUUUUCUUAUAAUAAGUAGUCAAUUAUGGCACAAAAUGGCACUUUUUGCUGCUUUUUUUUAUCAUUGGUGUUCUGUGGAACCUAAAUUACAGUAACCAGUGACUUACCCUGUAUUAACUCUUUGACUCUUAAGAGUGACCAGAUAAAAUUGAAUCCAUGUUUCUCUCCUGAAAUCAGUGUUAGCAGAGUUUUUGAGCAUGUUUUUUUUCUUACAAUAAGUGGUCAAUUAUGGCACAAAAUGGCACUUUUUGCUGCUUUUUUUUAUCAUUGGUGUUCUGUGGAACCUCAAUUACAGUAACCAGUGACUUACCCUGUAUUAACUCUCUGACUCUUAAGAGUGACUAGCAUCUAAUUUCUCCUUACAAUAUCUCCCCUGAUUCAAACAUAAAGGUCAUGAGAAUAAAGGAAAUGAUUACCUACAAAAGAGGCUUUUGAUUGUUAAACAAAUUCUCCUUGUCAGCACCUAAGGAAAUGUAUAGAGAACAGUAUGGAGAAUAUGCAUACUGAUCUUAGGGUGUAAAGGGUUAAGUGGUCACCAUGCCAUUUCCCAUGGGUGACUGCUGGUACAUGUAAGUGAAAUACUUACUUGAUUAAUAACCAGUUUGUGACACAGGAAAAGCUCACUGCUUGGCUGGUAAAAUUUGAAAAAAAGGAAAGUUUUUUAACUUUCUUCUCUACAAGCCUAGUUGGUAAGGUAAAAUGAGUAUUCCAAUUCUCUUCACUGGCAGGAAAGAAUCCAGCAGCGAAGUUUAAAGGUGCAUGAAAAGACAACAUACACAUCACGUGUCAAUGCCAAAACAGCUGCAAUGAGGAAAAUAGGUGACGACAAUGAAGAUGACUUUGUUGAAGAGGAGAAAAAGAAAGACAAGGAUGGAGUGAUUGCAGUCAAAGAUGACCCUCAAUUUACAUUGGCAAUUACAAGAGGUAGAUUUUUGGUAUUUGAUCUUGAACAACAAUUGCAAUGUGGUACCAGUAUAUCAAUAAUUUAAAUUGACUGACUCGAUUCUUUGUCAGCCUUUUGUUACUAAAACAAAAGGUUGGUGUAUAGUUGCGAUUACUGUAGGUUGUGCACUAAACAAUAUGGAUAUUCAUAUGUUACAAACAGGUAAAUUACCAGUGAUGAGGAUGAUAAUGAUGAUGAUGCUUUCAAAUCACUUUCAGAUCGCCAUGUGGAGAAAGAAAAUCUGGCAGAUUUCAUUUCUAAGAAAAGGGAGAUGUUUCUAGUCCAGGUAAAUAUUAAUCCUACAGUAACAGUUUUAGGGGUGGUACAUAAUACUGAUCUUGCAUCUUAUUAUCCAUAUGGACUAACAAAAGUCAUAGGGAGAUGUGAUUUUCUAUUCAUUGGUGCUUUCCAAUUGGGUUACAGUACAUUUAAAUAACAGGCUUGGAAAGGAGUCUACACGGUGUCUAAUGUCCUUGAAUCAUGGACUAAUCUUAAGAAGUCCCCAGUGCUAGCCUUUUAAAUGGUUUCAGUACUUAUAAAUCAUGGCUGUGUCCUUUUAGUAUUCUUUAGGUGUGAAGCGUGAUGAAAUGAGGAAACUAGAAGAAAUUGCCCAGGUUAGUUAUCACAUUCAAGCCAUAAUUACUGAAUUAACCUUUAUACUCCCAGAAGUAUUCAACAUGAAACUUCUGCCCACCCUGCAAACAGGUAAUGAGAAUGUCCAAACUUAUCAUGUAGAAGUUGUUAUCAUGAUCUCACACCAAAUUCUCCUAACUAAUUUUCAAGGAAUGUGUUGCAGGUAUAAGAAAGGAGAAUUAACAAUCAGAUCCUGGGAGUUUAAGGGUCAAAGAACUUUUUUAAAACCUAGCAAUCUAUCCCAUUUAAAAGUAUCUAAAAAGGAGAUUGAGGGAAGUAGAUAUAUUUAGUGCACUGGUCACUAGCUUCAGGUUAAUCGAGUCACAGAAAUUAUCAGUUAAUCAUUUAAUGAUAAUUAUCAUAUUUGAUGUAUGCACAAGUUCAGUUAUUAAGUAAAGUUUUCAUUCAUUGAUCUUCAUAUGUUUAACUUAAUAGGCAGAAGAAAAGAAGCUUGAACUUGCUGAGCAGUACCUUGAAGAAGAUGCCGCAAUGUUUGAUGAGUUUUUAAAAGAAAAUGACAAAAACUCAGUUGAAGCUAUCAAAAUGUGAGUACUAUAUUGUAAUAAUAAUUUACUUGUAUAAAUAAUUUUUAUCUUGCUAUUCAAACUUUGCUUUGAGGAAGGGCUAGCACUCAAAAUUUCAGCUUUAGAGACUCUCUACAGUGGCUAAUUCACAAAUUUACAUUAUCAACUCAGUUGCUAAAACUGAAUUACCUCUUAUACUCCCCUAGCAAUGCAGCUUUCAGCUUUAGAGACUCUUUACAGUGGUCAAUUCACAAAUUUACAUCAUCAACUCAGUUGCUAAAACCAAACAAUCUUGUUAUGUUCCCCCACUAAUGUAGCACCACAGUUUCUUUAGAAACAUACCUCAGUCAUCCUAGUUUAUUUGUGUAUGACUUGUCAGUCUUCAACUUAGUUUCGAAUCAAGAAAUUUAAUAUUAAACACUGUUGUUUUUGGAAUUGCCUAAUAUAAAGUACUGAAUGUAACGUAUAAUAAAGAAUUCCUACAUUUCCAGAAAUCCAAUUUAUGUGCUAUAUGUGUAGAUACAUUGUACUUUUAAAAGUCUUAAUCAAUUCAAAGCUUAUCCACCACUGGUAUUUUUCUUAACAGAGCUGAGGCUGAAACAAAGCUUAAACUUGAAAAAGUGGCUGAGAUUAAGAAAAUAAAUGCUCAAAUGAUGGCAAUAAAGAGGUGAGAUGACAGUGAUAUUGGAAAUCAUUCGUUGAAUAUACAGUUCAUGUAUAAUUGUAGUAAUCUUACAAUGCUACAAAAUUAACUGUAGUGUCAAAAAAAAUUAUUGCACUUAAAGCAACAGUUACUGUUAGUAAUAUUUAAUGUCAACUUUAGUUGGUUUUUAACCUUAAUUUUUCAGUGAAAUAUCUAAAAAUGAGGACACUCUCAAAGAGUAUAUGUUGUACAAACAGUUCCUGGAUUCCCUUACUCCACAGGUACAUGUUUUUGAUACUUGUUAUUUUUUAUUAAUUAUUAAUUAAUCAUUAAUUCAUCUCUGUGGUGAGUCUGUGAUUGCAUUAAUUUUGGCUUAAUUACAUCUGUAUAGGAGUGGAAAGAUGAUAAGAGAAAAGCCAAAGAGGAGAAAAAGGUAAAAUUUAAGUGGAAAACUAUAUAAAGGUAUUCCUUUUUAAUUUUUUUUUAAAAAUUAAUUUCUUGGUGUGGUGGUUAUAUUUUAUUUAUUUUUGUUUUCCUUUCUUCACCACAGAAGGCUAAACAGAGGGAUAAAAGCUCAGUAUCAAAAAAGAGAAGUGAGUGUAUCUUGGUGUAUAUUAUAUUAUAUAAUUAUGUAUCCUAGACGUGUGUGUAUGUUUUGUAUAGUAUGUUAUCAGAAGUGCCAAAUUGAGCUCUUGGAGAUUGGAAAUAUUUAUAUAUGUUUAUGGUGGCUACAGGGCAAAGAAAGAAAGCUGGUCGUGAAUUGCUAUGUCUAGCCCUACUGUAAUAUGCUUUUGAAAUUUCAAUCAUGUAUUCAAAAAAGACCUUUGGCACCUCAAAUCUCAAUUAUAGACUCUCAACUUGAUCCCAGUUUAUUGCACCUUUUGGGAAUAAGUUUUCAGUUUGGAGUUGAGUCUUUGAAAUUCCACUUUAGCAUAAUACAAUAUGUAUACUACAUGAAUCAUGCAGAAGCAAAUGAUCUACCUCUCAUUAAAAACCUUUUGGUUAGUUUCUAUAAUCAGCUCUGACAGAAACUCCAGUCGUGGUAGCCGUAAAGAAAGUAGGGCCAGCUCUGUAAGUACAUGUACAUGCUGCUGAUAUGAACCUUGUAAAGUACCAGAUUAUCUGAUUUAGCUUGUGCAAGGGACUCUGUUACUCAAGAGACAGGCCAAAAUUCAGAUGCAACCCCAGCUGCCAGUUUCACCUGUUUGCUGGCCAUUUUUCGCCUUUUAGCUCAUCUCCUCUGACAGAGGGCCCAGUAAAAAGGCUAAUGGCUAAUCGAGAUUCGAUUAUUUUCUGUCUACUUGACAAUCAAUAUCUUGCCUGCCAAUGACCUGCACAAGGAUACUUGUGCGAUAAUGUUGUUCAAGCAUUUACACAGUGUAUCAAUUGGUAUUAGCCUAAUGGUGAAUUCAAUGAUUUAAUCCUUUCCCCAACAUUGGUAGUCAUUUUCUCCAUUCCGUUCUCAGUACAUUUCUUAUACUAAGGUGCUGAUUUGUUUGUUUGAAAAUCGAGAGCUUCUUUAGUUGGUGAUCGUUUCCUUUAUUCUUGAGACCCUAACUUGUGAUUGCCAGAAAAUAUUGUAACCAACAAUGACAUGCUAGUCCCUCUCUGGGGUCAAAGGGAGAACAAAAUUGAGCCACGUCGGAAAUUCCCUUUUAACAUCGUUCAAUCAGCUCAAGGUGUAUCUUAACUGUUCUUUUGGUUCAAUUAAACAAUGUAAAUGAUUGUAUUUGAUGCAUUUUACCUAUACAGAAAUUAGCGGGAAGUCCUUUAGUGAAGAUGUAAGUGUACAAACAGUGUGUAUUAUUAUUUUUGAUUCUACCGUAUUCACAACCGCACCAACCACUUGAGCAUUUUAUAGACACCAUUACGUCGAUAUCUGUUGAGUCACAUCUAAACGUGCAUAUCCGCAUGUUCCUCUGAAAAUAUUAAAAGAUUGUUAGAAAAGGAUAAGUUUUUUGUUCCUUGACUGCUGACGCUUAUAUCAGCUGCUGUUAAAUCGAAAAACAAAAAAAAAUACAUGCAGAACAGGUGUUGUUUCCUUUCUGUGUCUUUUUCCGGGCGAGUGGAGACCCGUGUUAGGAAAGAGACGCGCAAUGGCAGAGUGUGAAUCUCACGCCUCGGCUUGCCAGCAUUUGCCUUCGCUUGCCCUGUAAACAUAAAAAAAAAACGAAAAUUUUUUCAUGUUUUUUUUCUUCGUUUACAACCGAAGCUCUUUGCUUAGGUAGGAAGAGGCAUUGCGAGAGCGAAGUUUCAUGUCCAAAAUACAAAUUUCCCUCAGUGAUCCUGAUCAGGGCCUAAAACACGAACCCCUCAAUGUGCACUCACCACUAGCUUAUAAUAACACUUAAUGUCUUCAUUUGGAAUAUAAAAUCUUAACUGUUAUGUUUUUGUAAUCCAUAGGCAAAGGAGUGAUGCAGAAGACAGUCCAGCCUCUGUUUACGAAACUGACGAAGAGGAGAGCGAUACUGUAAGGGAAAUGGACACAGCGCCUUUUUCAACCUCGUGUCUAGGUCUCUCUCUUCUUCUCAUCCCCUGGAGCGAUUCUUCUCUCUCCCCAGGGGUCGGUAAGGAGAGCCUAAGCACGAGGUUGCUACUUUUCAUUUUCUUUUCAGUCCUCUCGCUCAAUUAGAGCAUGGAUGUUUGGUUAUUGGAAACUGAGAGAGAAUAAAAAUUAACAAAUAAUGGAAGAACAGAAUCCAAGUUAUAGAAUUUCUUGAUGAUCAAUUAUCUUUUGAACUUCUAAAAACACUCUCUGAACCGAUGUAAACACUUUUUGAAUGACCUUUUUGCUAAUAUUCCUUACUUUUUGUCCAGCAGUUAUGUUGAUUACAAUUAAUUUUAUGAUUGUCCCUUUUUCAUUUGACAGGAGCCAGACUUGUUUUUUGGCGAUCCUCAGCAGCUUCUCGACAUCUUUGCGGAACUAGAAGAACAAAAUUUAUCUCUGAUUCAGAACAGUCAAGAAACCGAAGAAGCCCUGGAGGAACUUCGACAGACAAUUAAACAGACGCAGGAACGAAUGUAAGUCCCCUCAGUUGGACUUGACGUAGCGUGCAAGUAUGCCCUCGUGAUUAGCGCGGCUGGAUGAGCGCUUCUCUGCCCGCAGGAAGAUUGGAAACGAGUCGGGGGGAGAGUUACCGGGUGUCUCAGCUGAACCACUUGCAGACAUCACGGCGAUUCUCGUUGCUCAAAGCCUAAAAUUUUCUUACCAGCGAAGAAACCCUCAUACUGAUGCGCUAGUAAUAAGGACCUGUUCGACCUUUUCUUAGGUUAGACUUGAAGUUGCUUCACAGGGGCAGAUUCAGGAAUCUUUUUUGUCGUAAUUUAACUGAUCUUCUUUCUCUUUACAGGAACCGCGAAACAGAAAUUCUCAAAGGCCAGAUAGACUUUUUGAAUGAUGCCAUAAACAGAGAGGAAGAGAGAGCAAAGGAACUGGAAAUGAAAUCAAAGUACGGUAGUUGCUUAUCACCAUUAUUCCACUUUUCCUGUUUUGCACAGAGUCAACAUCAAUACACUUUAGUUUAUUUGCAUUUUUGUAAGGGGAACUUAACCCUCUAACUUCCAGAAGUGAUUAACAUGUUACUGCUCCCUUAAAUAACCAUACAUUAUACAACAAACAGGUGAUUAGAAUACUCAAAGUUGUUAUCUUGACCCAACACCAUAUUCUCGUAACUAUUUUACAAGGAAAUGUGUAGCAGCUAGAGGGGAGAAUAUAGGAUUUAAAGUGUUAAAUGUCUCGAUGUCCUAGUUUCCCGUCGUCUCUAAUGUACGUUUACUUAAUUAAAUAAAUGUUUAUUCAUCUAUUUGAUUAUUUAUUUUUAUUUCCUUGCAGAAUGUUCUCAUAUGGAGAAUUUAAAGCAGAAGACCAGGUAACACGCCCUCUCUGUUUUGGACCCGUGGAACUGUAUUCAGAUAAUUUUUUGUACACGUUAUACUGUAGGAUUUCGCGACAGCGUGAGCUAAUAAUUGAGGGAUUUUUGUGAUAUGUAGCUGAAUCUUGCCUGGCCUGAUUAUAAUUCUCCCUUUCCUUUAUAAGCUUUUUAAAUAACCCCCUUUUUUCAUUGCGUUCUUUUCAGGAAAAAAUGCUUCAAACGUUGAACAAGAAAGUCGAAGAGGUUUAUCGGAAUUGUAUAGGAGAUAACGAGGCCAACAUAAGGUAUGCUAUGGGUGGUUGUUGGUGUGAAAACUGUUUGCACCUGAUAGGUGCUCAAUAAAUUCUCUUGAUGCCCCAACCAUUACCAGUCCUGCGACAUAGAAUCGAAACAAAGGAAAAAAGAAACAAGAAGUCCGUUCUCCCAUCUUUACCUUUUAAGAUGUUCAAGUCAACACGAAUCGCCAGGAAUGCGAUGAUUCAUUCUUCUGUUAAAGCUAUUCUUCGCUUUAGUUAUAGCCUGUUCCAGGCAUUCACAUAGUAGAUGUUGUGCGAUGAUGAUCUAAGCUAAAAACGAGAGAGGUGUGGGUCGGGUUGCGUAAUGUACCCGACCCAAACCUCCCUAGUUUUUUCCUCUCCGCCGCAAUUAUCGCGCGGCUUUUUUUCCCGCCCUGUUAGGCUAAUCGAACGGCGAUAGCAGACUACUUCAGUCGCGUUUCAUUGUUGGUUAUUGAUUUGUUCUUGUAUUUUGUUGUCGUUCUUUGUUUCAAACAGGCUGUGACUGUAGUUGUCACUUGUUUGUCUGUUUGUUUUGAUUGAUCCCUUGACUUGUUUGAUCCUAUCAGCACCCUUCAGAUGCUGACCAAUAUUGAAAAUCGCCUGGAAGAGCUUUUUGAACAAAUCGAAGUUAUGCCACCGGACCGAGUGGAAAUGGCAGAAAAGGUACGAGGCCUGUUUAGAACCACGAUUGUAGGCACGCAAUAGGGGAUAAUUUAGCUUUAUCAACUGAGUCGAUGAUGUAAACUGACCAUCACAAAGAGUUUCUGAGGCGUUUUGAGCGUUAGGGUUCUAAUGAAGGGCUUAUACUUGAAACGUCAGCUUUAGAAACUAUUUCCGUGGCUAAUUUACAUCAUAGUUAUCAACUCAGUUGUUUCACCAAAAUUUCUCGUAAUAAUACAGUUUCUGUAACUUACGCCCUUAUUUAUAUGUACGGAAUAUGAUUUGUUUAAAAUGAAAACGUGACUAACAUGAAGAUUUAAAAUCGGCAUUGUUCUUGAUAUAACAUUUUAGAAGGCUUUAACUGCAAGUUCUGCUUUGUCAUCUUCAAAUGCCUUUUCCAAAUUAAAGGAACUGCCACAUUUGGUGGAGGUUAGCUGCUUAAUAUUAUUAUGAAGAUGACUGUUAUUUGCAAAGAUCUGUAGAAUUGUAGUUAUUUUCAAUCAACAGCUUCACAAUUAACCUCGUUGUAAUACAGAAACGAGAGUCAUCUGAGGCAAAUGGAGUAAAUCCUUGUAGCUGGUAGUUGGAGGGAAACCUAAAGUAAAAAGUCUUCAACUUGGACUGAAAAUUGCGAAAGUAAAUUAUGAAAGGUCAAAGAGUGAUCCGUGUAUACUACAUGGAACUUUCCCUGACCGGUGCACUGUUCUCUUUUCUGUCAUAGGCAAAAGAGAAAGAUCGACGCUUACGUCUUCGUGAAGAGAAAAUGGAACUACAAAGAUUGCAUCAAGAGGACCGGGUGAGGAGAGCCCUGGAACGAGCUCAAGCUGAACCGAAGAAAAAGGUGGGCAAUACAUGCCAUGUCACAUGACGCUAAAAUCUACAGGGCUGUUAAUCUUACGUGGAAGCUUGUCAUUGGCUUCGCUUAGAAGUUUAGACCCAAGGAUAAGAGAAUAUGGUCUUUUGCCCUAUGAUAUUUCACAAAGGAAGACUACAAUUACGAAACCAAAGUAAACACAAGGGCUAAUUGUAACAAUAGGAAAUAUCACAGAGCCAGUGAACACUUAAUGUAAACACAGAUUACGGCCUUAGCGCGGGAAAACGUAUGACAGUGUCACAGUUGGUUUUAACUUUUGCAUCUGAUUGGUUGAAAGUGUGGUGUGAGUUUUCUAGUCUAAUCGUAAAGCUCAGUGAAGGAAAAACUAUUCAAUCCCAAAGUUCUUUAAACUUUUUAAAAAUUGCUCUGUUUUGGCUUGUUCUCAUUUCAGACUGGUAAACCACUGAUGUUCCGCUCAGAACCACCGCAGACGCGAAGAAAGCAGCAGGAUGCCGACAAGAAACAAGACAAAGAGGAAGAGGAACUGAAAUAUUUUUUUACAUAAAACUCUCAACAGCUGUAGACUCCUUGAAAUUUGUUUCUUGCAAAAAAAUAAAUUUUUGUUUGUAUUGAACCAACUGGGACGCGAAACAAAACAAAGUCACACGAGUUCGAGAUAAUUUGUC
This is a messenger RNA of Pocillopora meandrina, 11066 nucleotides long. The record is from the annotation of a GenBank genome assembly. Lineage: Eukaryota; Metazoa; Cnidaria; Anthozoa; Scleractinia; Pocilloporidae.